GCUUGUUGGCUUGGUAACGGAAGUUGAGCAUCAAGAUGGCGGACGAUUUAGAGCAAAACAAGGAACACGGUAUCGCCGUGUCAACGGAGACGGAUAACUUCUACCUCCAUGGUCGCCCAUGUGAACUCUCAGCAUUUUCUUUCGUUCCCACUUCAAGAAAUGAACCAGCCGAAAGAACAGUGUUUAAUUCAAAGAAACCUGACACAUCAUUGGGCACAUAUGAUCGACUGUUCCGGAAACAACAUGGAUACAACAACAAACUCCACAGGGACGACCGGGAACAUGCCAAGUCUCGCGGCCUUACUGUGAACAAUGAGGAGAAGGUGAAAGGUUGUCCAACCCUGGCGUCCUCGGAGUAUGGUCACCGGCUUGAACUGUCAACAGACCACCCAGACAGGAAGCACGUGAGGAUCGCACACGUGAAGACAGAGUUCUACAGGCGCAACGGCAUCGAGGGAAUCAAGACGUCAUGAGAUAGGCCAGCAGUAGCUGUUGUCUGUUAGUAUUGAAUGAUUGCUGGAUACUAGAACUCUCAUAUCCUGAUCAAGUUCAAGUAUGAAAGGUCUUCGUCUGGGAAAGUUAAUAAAUGCUGUUAUACAUCAGAUUCUGUCUAUAUAAAAAAACUGUUCUUUGAUGUCUUUUUUUAGGCAUUUUUAAUUCUUUGUUGUUAAUAUAAACUUGUUACUUAACAGAUUAAAUUUGUUUUUUAUCAAAAUGACUUUAGUAGGUUAGCUUGAAACUUGGUCUUCAAUUGUCAAAAUAUUUGGUCUAAAUAAGAAGUCAUAGGAAGUAUAUGCAAGCAUUUUUGAUAUUUUAAUUUAUUGAUUCUUUUAUGUAGAUUAAAUUUGCACAAGAUUCUGUGCAGGUUUCUACAGUCAUUUUAAAUUUUUCUUGUGUUUAAAAUGUUUUUUUCUUUAUUUUCUUGUACUGUUUCUUUUUUUGUCUAUCCUUCCAAACCAAAUUCUCAUCUGUUGAAUCUUUAUAUCUUCGUGUGUAAGUUUUUUGUUAAAUCAUUUUGUUCUAUGAUAUAUAUAUAUCAUAAACAUAUCAUUUAUGUAAUGUUUUACAAUAAAAUUAACAAAGUU
Molecule: messenger RNA, 1085 nt
Organism: Mya arenaria
Lineage: Eukaryota; Metazoa; Mollusca; Bivalvia; Myida; Myidae
Exons: 3
Coding region: 36-473 (145 amino acids)
Source: RefSeq, a predicted model, not a curated record